UUUCUUCUCACGAAGGAUAAACAACUGCGUGUGAUGAGGGCAACAUUUCGAAGCUCGCGUUCUGUUCCAUUUGUGUCAAAGACGCUUGGCAUAUCAUUUCCCGCCGUGAUGGUGUCGGCUUUUCUCUCUCAACACGACUCCAACCUCGUGCCGAUCAAACGUGCGAGGAUGACACACAUUGGCUGCAAGGCAUCUGUGUUCUCAUUUAAUCGCCUCGCCGGUGCGGACCCUAUUCUUGGGGUGGAGAUGGCGUCCACGGGCGAGAUUGGCGUUUUUGGGCGCGACAAGAAGGAGGUGUUCCUCAAAGCGAUGCUCUGCCAGAACUUCCGGUAUCCACAGCGUGGUGUAUUUAUCAGCUGCGAUGUAGACGCAAUGGCAGAGGACCUCUGCCCCUACUUUGAGUGCAUCGCGCAUCGAUUUCCCGUCUUUACCUCGAAGCAGACCUCACGCGUGCUGGCGGAUUAUGGCAUUCCACACACCGUUCUGACGCAGCGUCAUGAGGACAGCGAGCCAACGUUUGAUACGGCGGUCGCUGUAAAGGAAAAGUUUGAUCUUGUCAUUCAGCUUCGUGAUAAGCGUCAGGACUUUAUGCUUCGGCGUUGCACGCAGGAGAAUGCCACGCCCGACUAUUGGAUUCGGCGACUUGCGGUGGAUUACAAUCACUCCCUGCUUACGGAGCCCAAUGUGGUGCGCAUGUUCUGUGAGACUCUUGAUAUGGAUGUGAAAGAGAUUGAGAUUGAACCAUUUCGCCACUACGUUCCACGAGUCUAUAACAAAAUGGAGAAUGACAAUUACACCAUGUUGCACCGCCACAAGGUCGGUCUGUGUAUCACCUCCACGAAUGACAGUAAAGUGCUUGCGAUAAGUCUGAGGGAGGAGAAAAUUGCACUGACAUGUUUUCACGCAUGCCUUGGUGGCAUAAAAAACAACAGUGAGGAGAUUGCCGAACAAUUCCGCUCGAUUGGAGUACCAGUAGAGCUCAUCGACCUCCGCACUGAGAUGGCAGAGCUUGGGUUUGACAUGGUGAUGGCUAUGGUUGACGAUGACACGAACAACUGGCAUCUGCAGAAGCUAAGCUUGCAUGUUAUGGGCUUGUAUUUGCUUAAAGCCAUGCGGAUGCGCCAUAUGACGGUUGUGGCACAAAGUUCUUCUCGGGGAAAGAAGGAUCUGAACUUUGAGCGAUAUGUUCGCACUUUUUUCCCACAAAUGGGCGUCUACAACCCAUGGCGUGAUCCAAGUCUACUGGACCAGUUCCCCAGCGAGGCCCACAAGAUUGCCUUUUUGCGCAUGCACGGGGUGGAGGCCAGAAUCGCUCAAGCUGAGUCACACAGCAGUGUGUGCGGCAUCACGUAUAGUUUUUCAGAUACGCGUAGCAUGCCAACGCCGCAGAUGGUGCGCCCAUUGCGGGAUUGCCUCUCUGUGCCGGAGUUUUGUUCUCUCACCUUUCGCAGUGCUCGAUGCACCAAUAUCAACAGAAAAGAGGUGACUCCGCUGCAGGCACUUCAAAUGGCGAAUGAGAUUGCUGGCCGCAAUGGAAUUGGAUUGGUGCGUACGCGCGAAGGGGUUAUGUACGAGACGCCUGGGAUGACGAUGCUUUCAAAGGCUCUUCGCUUCUUGUACGAUGUCUGUUUUGACCGCGGCGCGGCAGACAUGUUCCGCUUGUACUCGGGCCACCUAGCAUCACAGCUGGCAACGCAGGGCCUGAUGGAGCGACAUACGCAGUCCGCGCUGGAGGCUAUUCGCUACCUUACAAGCGAAGUGGACGGUGUUGUAGAAGUUGAGCUGAAUCAGGGUGAAGUCAUUUUCUUGAAGGUGUCACACGUGAGAAAGCCAGCGAAGAAGCGUGUGGCGAAGCUUAUGACGGAGGAGGAGCUGGAAGAUGUAUUCCAACCCGGCAAUGGCUCUUUCAGCGACGUUCAGUGGUGA
This is a messenger RNA of Trypanosoma cruzi, 1926 nucleotides long. RefSeq names its product glutamine-dependent carbamoyl-phosphate synthetase, putative. Gene Ontology annotation, cellular component: cytoplasm. The transcript has a single exon. The annotation marks the transcript as partial. The record is from RefSeq and is a predicted model, not a curated record. Gene Ontology annotation, molecular function: argininosuccinate synthase activity. Lineage: Eukaryota; Euglenozoa; Kinetoplastea; Trypanosomatida; Trypanosomatidae. Gene Ontology annotation, biological process: L-glutamine metabolic process.